Molecule: messenger RNA, 2515 nt
Organism: Suillus subalutaceus
Lineage: Eukaryota; Fungi; Basidiomycota; Agaricomycetes; Boletales; Suillaceae
Exons: 6
Coding region: 437-2515 (692 amino acids)
Source: RefSeq, a predicted model, not a curated record
UAAUUUCUAGCUAGUCAUCCAAUCGGACGUCGACUCUUUCAAGCUCUCUGCCGAACCCCAUCGUUCGGUUCCUUGCGGAAUUUAGGCUGCUGGAUGGGCGUGGCUGCUUUGAUUGCGGUGGCGAGUAGCACUCGAGGUCUGGAUAGAGGCGUAUUAGACUGCAUAGGGACUUUCUUGAGCUGUACAUCAACGAUAGCUGCGUCAGGAUACCCUCCAUUACAGCGAAAUCCGGCAGUCUUGAAACAGAGUCUCGCCGUCACCUUCUGGGUCCACGCGCAUGUCACAGGAGCUCGCGAGGGUCAACGUGGACGACCUGCGCAGGAAGGAGGGAUAGAGAUUCGUCGCCUACCCGACUGAUGGGAGUGCAUCUUGGACGCGCUGGAGUUGGCGGGUGAAAUGACCACUCAAUGAGAGCGCCAGCCUUCUCAGUGGAAAAAUGGAGACGGAGCUAGCUCAAUUGGAUAUUACUUCAUUGCUUGCCACGCCGAUACCACCUGGGUUAUUCACUUACAGGAAGAUAAUAAACGACAUAGUGAAGAUGUAUGCUCAAUCCGCGAGAUCGGCAUUCACCGGAUUGGCGGCUCGCUGCUGUGCGCAGAACCUUGAGACCUCAGGCCUCAGGCCUGAGCACGCGCCACCCGCGCAGACAAAGGCCCACGAUCGCGACCAUUCUGUUCAGCUGUUUGGUAAUCAAUCAGUCUCGUUCGCUUCCACUCGCGAUAGAUUGCAUUCAUUGGCAUUGAAUCGGUGGAGUCCGAGUCCGAAUAGACCAAUAUUCCGACAACUUGUCAAUCUCGAUGAUCUGCCUCUUCGAGAUCCCCAGACUCAGAGGGAGAACAAUAUUUACAAUCUCGAGACUAUUACCGAAUUGUUUUCUACAUUCAUUCCUGAUGACGAUGACAUGGCCCUCGACCCAGAUAUCAUUUUGGACGAUGAUGUUCGUACUCCUACGGUCAACGUGUAUCCUCAAGCAUUCCUGCGAAAGUAUGGUCACAUACAAUGCAACACCAUCUUGCCUCAUUUUUCUCCAUUCAUGUCCAAAAUUCGCAAUUCUGUUUCGCGCUUGAGUCGCAACCAAAAUGAUGAUCCGUUUAAUGGCCAGCCUGCGGAAGAUGAUGCAGACGAGUUCGAUCACUUGCCUAAUGGACCCCUGCCCACUGUACUCUUCGCCAGUGGCUCACAGUUUUACAACGAGAUCUCCCACCGCAUCAGACCGUCCGCUGAUCUUCACGAUGUCCAGCAAGGGCGCAUCACGUCGGCCCUCUCAGGUGCUUACUCUCGCGGUCAUGGCCAGACGACGCACCGCAUUGUGAUGAGGGAAUGCAGCCUCAAUCUCCCUCAUCAACGUUACGACAAUAAAAUUAAAGUCAAUGAUGUUCCUCGGGCUCUGCGUUUGGAGAACGUUUACAUUUUUCAGCUAGACUCCCUGAAGCGCCAUAAGCGCAAUGGAGCAGAGAUGGUGGUACCCUUAGCCAGCUCUUGGUCUCAUCCCACCAUCUUCCAGGCUCUCCGUCCGCAUCUUUUCGUAUUGACUUCAGACGUGCGCUGCUCUUAUUCGUGGGCAUUUCCCCAGAUAUACCAGUGGACUACCUACCCCAUUACGUCCUUGCUUGAGCGCAUUUGGGAUCAUUUCUACCCUCUCGUUCAGAAAGGUGUCAAACCCGCUCCCCAAGUCAUUGAACUCUGUUCAGUGCUUGAGCGCGCUUUGGCUUAUGCUCACACCGGAAAUACUAGGGUAAUCGCUACGAGUCUCAUGAGGCCUUUGUGGUUGGUCCAGAGUCUCCUUGAACAUGGCCUGCCCACUUUUUCUCCCUCCGUGCGCUUCGCCGCAGCUCCAUCUAUUCCUGUUGCCAUCAGCCCUGCAGAUUGGCCAACUCUCACCAGCAUGAAAGUCCCAGCCAUAGCCUCCAAGCGCUCUCAAAUUUUGACAUAUGGCAAUGACCACUUUGAGCUUGUCUCCCAGGCUUACAAGGCCGAGUUUCACAUACAACUUUCUGUGAAUCAACUCUCUUCCAACGCUUUCCUUGGGUACCCUGGCAACCUCCGCCAUGCUAUUGUCAUCGCAUUGGUUGCUCUCCAGGCGUAUAUUGCCGAUGUCAAGACACUUGUUACCAAAGCUGUCAAUGCCGCCUGCAGUGUCGUGGAGGCAGAGGAUGGCGGUGAUGUGGAACGGCAUGCGGCAGUGCGCCGCAAAGGCCUCCGCAAGUGGCUAGCAACCGCUAAUCCUCUCGGCUACGCUGACAAAGGAUAUGAGCAUUUAGUUUCAUGCGUGCAUUCUAAAUCCAUGGAUCACCACGAAGGACUGCCAAAUCCAACCAAAGCGAAGCUCUCUGUUCAUGAUUUUGCCCGGCUUGUCUGCAAUAUGUCGAGAGAGAUCGACCCUGCCCCUGUUGCCGCUCCUCUCAUCUCUGGUGGCUGUUCUAUGCCCGUCUUCCGCGUCGCCCUUGCUCAUAUGCGCAAGUAUGCCCCUAAUGAUUCCCCGACGCAUGCCUGUGUAUCGUGCACAAGAAAGUGA